AAUUCCGUCUCCCCCACAAUUCUUCCUUUUUGGUAUCCGCUACGAUCAGGCAAUCGGCUAAUCCUACAGGCUGCUACCAUUAUUCUCCGUCGAUUCCCUCUCCUAAUUCGUCAUUUUGUGUCGCCACGUUCAUUAAUUCUUUUCCCUCUCUUCUUCAAUCUUCAUUUCCCAUUUUACCAUUUUACAUUUCCUUCUCCGAUCUGGUUUACCAUCUAGAUUUCAAGUUCUUCCACUUGGGUUGACUCUCUUUCUCUCUCUUAAUUACUCUACUCUUUCCUUCUUAUUCAAUGUCUUCUUUUUUUUCUUACCCAGCUAUAUCUCCAUUGCCAUAAUCCUGUUCACUUUCUUCUUGCCGUUUUCCCCUUCUCAGUUCGUUCACCUCCAUUUCAAUCCCAUUUUCCCUUUCCACUUUUUUCAAGUCUUUCUCGCUUCUACAUACAAAAACUCACCAUUUUCACCUACCCUUUUCCCCACCUCCUCAUUCCCCCAUUGCAUUUUCUUUGUAUACUCUCUCUCUCCCCCUUGAAUUGGCUUUUUGUCUGGUCUUUAUCUUGCAUUUUCGUCUCCCAUUCCUUAAUUUGUUACUGACCCUUUAAGCCUCCUACCCCUUUUGUUAUAAUCUUCUUUCUCCCUCCACAGAAUCUGGUACUGGAGCGUCUGGUUUGUUUCAGGUUGAUAUCGGGCUAUCUAUGCUUGCUGCGUUUCUGUUGGUUAAAAUAGAAGCCCUUUCUCUGCUUCUGUGGGAUCUUAAAGAGGAAGAUCAAGGGGGUUAGGCUAGAUCUGUUGAAAGGUGGAUGAAUGCUUUCUAAUUUGAACCACUUUCCUCUAUUUUCUUUAAUUUAUUCACAUUUCUCUUUUAUGUCUUUUACUUGAAUCAUAAGUGAUGCCUUCUACAAAUUUUGUGCCUUUUUGUUCAAUAGAUUUACACCUUUUGAUUUCACUAUUGGUGGUUCAUUACUAUGGGUUUUCUUCUAUAGUGGGGCAUUGGAUUUAUCUUGCUUUCUUAGUCAUCAUGACUUGUACAUAAGAGUAUCAGAUGGGUUUUGUUUGGAAAGAACAGAAUCCAGUUGAAUGCCCAAUGAAGAUGUAAAGUAUCUUCCUUAACCGUCUUAUUUUCCCUUCUUCUUUGUUUUAUUAACUGGAUUUUUGCAACAUAGUUUAAGGAUUUGUGAAGGAAAUUGCAAUCUUUCAUGGAUUUUUCUUGUUUUGUAAUUUUUGUUUUCAAUGACUGUCUAACUGUGAAGAAACUUGAGUAAUCUGUGUUACUGAUACUAAGUUCUCUCAGGAAUCUCUUACCUAUAAUUUGAAACUGCAUGAUGCUUUUUUAUCUAAUUAUCAGGUUAAAAUGUCUUGAUUUAUCUGCGGCUGGAACUUAGGGGGCCGAGUCAGUUCAUAGUUUUGGCAUCUUGAGGAUCAGCCGUCGACCAUGUCAUCUGGAAGUAGCAGUACUUUGAAUACAGAAUUGUCAAAGAAAACACCCUUCCUUGGUUUGUCCCUAUGGGUUUUGAUCUGCUUAUGUGUUGGUGCAUUUAUUGUUUUGAUUCUUGGUAUCUUAUCUGUAUGGGUGAUGUUUCGAAGAAAAACAAGGAGAUCCCCAGAAAACUUCUCUACUUCUCAAAUACCAAAUAUCUCGAAGGAUAUUAAGGUGGACAGAAUCGCUACUCAAUCCGCCCACCACAAUCAUCUUGAGAGCCUUUAUAUUUCUAUUAAUGAUAAAUCAAGUGAGAAGAACUCAGAGAAGAUGAUUGGUCAUUUGGGUAUGAGCAAGUCUAGUGAUCCUGAUAACAUAAGCCAAUGCAGCUCCAAUUAUCAUCAUGAAAGAGUUUUCAGCUCACAUUCAGGAGAAGAAGGAAGCUCUGGUACUGUUAGAAAACAGUCUUCAAUGUCAUAUGGAGGGUAUGGAGGCCUUGUGACUGCCUCUCCUCUCGUUGGCUUGCCUGAAAUUUCACAUCUUGGUUGGGGUCACUGGUUUACACUCAGGGAUCUAGAAUUUGCCACAAAUCGUUUUGCUGCAGACAAUGUGCUUGGUGAAGGGGGUUAUGGGGUUGUCUAUAAAGGCAGACUGAUAAAUGGAACUGAGGUUGCUGUGAAGAAACUUCUCAAUAAUCUGGGACAAGCAGAGAAAGAAUUUAGAGUUGAAGUGGAGGCCAUUGGUCAUGUAAGACACAAGAAUCUCGUACGGCUCCUUGGCUAUUGCAUAGAAGGAGUUCAUAGGAUGCUGGUCUAUGAAUAUGUGAACAAUGGGAACUUAGAGCAAUGGUUACAUGGGGCUAUGCGACAACAUGGCACCUUGACUUGGGAGGCCCGAAUGAAGGUGCUUCUUGGCACUGCCAAGGCGCUAGCAUAUUUACAUGAAGCAAUUGAACCAAAGGUUGUUCACAGAGACAUAAAAUCGAGCAAUAUCUUAAUUGAUGACGAAUUUAAUGCAAAGGUUUCAGAUUUUGGAUUGGCCAAACUUUUGGAUGCAGGAGAGAGUCACAUCACGACUAGAGUGAUGGGAACAUUUGGGUAUGUGGCGCCAGAAUAUGCUAACACUGGCUUGUUAAAUGAGAAGAGCGACAUUUAUAGCUUUGGUGUUCUCCUUCUAGAAGCAAUCACAGGAAGGGAUCCGGUGGACUAUGGCCGUCCUGCUAAUGAGGUUAAUCUUGUUGAGUGGUUAAAAGUGAUGGUUGGCACAAGGAGAGCUGAGGAAGUUAUUGACCCAAGUCUUGAAACUAAACCCAGUACUCGAGCUUUGAAACGGGCCCUUCUGAUUGCACUUAGGUGUGUGGAUCCUGAGGCAGAUAAGAGACCAAAAAUGACCCAAGUUGUUAGGAUGCUGGAAGCUGAUGACUACCCAUCUCGUGAGGAUCGGCGGAGCCAAAAGAGCAGCACAGCAAACUCAGAGAUUGAAUCCAGUCAAGGCGAGAUUGGAAGUAAACCAGGGGAAUCACAAAGCAAACCAGUAAACGCAUGAGUGAGUUGAAAUACAAUCUCUUCCUCUUGUCAUGGCUAGCAUGGAGUAAAAAGCUUUUGAAAAAAGGAUUGAAAUUGGGUUGGAGAAUUUUUCCAAUGUGAAGAAUGAGCAGUUGGAUGGUUGAUUGUUCAUUUGUUUCAUAGUACAUAUCACUGAACUGGGGAGUGAAAAAGGUGAGUGCCCUUUUAGAUAUAAGAUAAAAAUUAAUACAGAGAGAGAAAUGUUUUGGCAGACAAUGGUUAAGGCCACUUGAUCUAUCAUCUCCUCCUUCACUUGAUUGUAAUUUCUUCCCCCAUCCCCUCUUUUUUGAGAGAAGAUAACUCUCUCCCUCUCUCUUUUUCUUUUUUAAAUUGUUGGUUCACUUACCAUUUGUUAUUAUAAUUAUUAUUCUUUUUUUUUUUUUUUUUGGAAAAAAAUUGUUUUGAAUUCUCUAUGUUAAACGAAGGCAUCAGAAUGUUGAAGCAACAACCGGUACCUUUUUGGGUGGCUUUUUUCUUUCUUUCUUACUUUCCUUUUUUUGGAUGGGUGUGGGGCAUUGCUUUUUGUUGGCAUACUUGCAGUAGAAUAAAGCUUUCUUCAUUGGGCUCCUUUUUAUUUA
Molecule: messenger RNA, 3554 nt
Organism: Cucumis sativus (cucumber)
Lineage: Eukaryota; Viridiplantae; Streptophyta; Magnoliopsida; Cucurbitales; Cucurbitaceae
Product: probable receptor-like protein kinase At2g42960
Exons: 7
Coding region: 1427-2956 (509 amino acids)
Biological process (GO): protein phosphorylation
Molecular function (GO): protein kinase activity; ATP binding
Source: RefSeq, a predicted model, not a curated record